AUGCCAGGGGGAGUUGGACCGGCAUGCAAGAAUCCUGCGUCCUGCCUUGACGUGAAGUCCAGCCGCCGUUCUGCCCAAGAUGGUGAGUACACCCUGUACCCCCUCUCCUUAUGCGGGGACACGCCCUUCCGAGUCUACUGCCACAACAUGUCGUCCGACCACCCGCAGGAGUUCCUCACCCUCCCCGCCGGACCUGACAACAACUUCGCCCAUCGCUACGGGCCCAGACUGCAGUGGAGCGGCGCCAUUUGGUACAGAUGCACCGGGCCGUUAUUCGGCUAUUGGGGAGAAGCCGGGUACACAAAGUUCAGUAAAGUGAGGAUCGCGUUUGAAGAAUCCAAGGUCAGGAUCAUACAAGAUGACCACACCUUUGCCACGACAGAAGGCAACAACUACAUCCCAUACGGGACGGCCGGCGACUGUUACUCCCCCACACAGGGAUGUGCCAAGGGGACGUUUCAGGUGGAUCUAUCCGGGACGGAACUCGUGCUGGCCCCAGGUGUCCAGUGGGGCACGUUUGCUACCUGGCCGGGGGAACUCACCAUCAAUGACAUGUACAUCUCUGAGGAUAGAAAGGUUGCCUCAGCGCGAUGUGGAGGUUGGUGUGGGUACUGCGUGCCGCAGGGAAACUUAACUCUCUCUCAUCCACAGUGCAGAGGGGCGGCGUCCUGUCUCGAAAUGAAGGCCCGUCGUGGUUCAGCCGAGGAUGGCGAGUACACCCUGUACCCCUUCUCCGCCCACCAAGACACAUCUGUCCGAGUCUACUGCCACAACAUGUCAUCCGACAACCCGCAGGAGUUCCUCACCCUCCCCGCCGGACCUGACAACAACUUCGCCCAUCGAUACGGGCCCAGACUGCAGUGGAGCGGCGCCAUUUGGUACAGAUGCACCGGGCCGUUAUUCGGGUACUGGGGAGCAAUGGCUGGCACCACAAAGUUCAGCAAAGUCAGGAUCAGUUUUGAGGACUCCAACGUCAGGGUUAUACUGGAUGACUACACCUUUGCCACGACUGAAGGUAAAUAUGUACCAUACGGGAUGGCCGGGGACUGUUACUCCCCCACACAGGGGUGUGCCAAGGGGACGUUUCAGGUGGAUCUGACCGGGACAGAAUUUGUGCUGGCCCCAGGUGUCCAGUGGGGCAUGUUUGCUACCUGGCCGGGGGAACUCACCAUCAAUGAUAUGUCCAUCUCCGCGGAUAGAACAGUUGCCUCUGGCCGAUGUGGGGGUUGGUGUGGAAACUGUGGGCCGGUGGGGGAGGACUUACUGCUCUCUCAUCCGGACUGGUGAACUAGUUGUACACUACACCUAUAGGGGGGCCCGCAAGCCCUUUUCCGUAGAGCGUAACCGGC
This is a messenger RNA of Branchiostoma belcheri (Belcher's lancelet), 1349 nucleotides long. RefSeq lists its product as uncharacterized. The transcript has 10 exons. The coding region runs from base 1 to 1287 and encodes 428 amino acids. The record is from RefSeq and is a predicted model, not a curated record. Gene Ontology annotation, molecular function: zinc ion binding; metalloendopeptidase activity. NCBI's taxonomy places the organism in Eukaryota, Metazoa, Chordata, Leptocardii, Amphioxiformes, Branchiostomatidae.